This is a messenger RNA of Phyllostomus hastatus (greater spear-nosed bat), 6385 nucleotides long. It is a transcript of the gene BEND3, whose product is annotated as BEN domain containing 3. Gene Ontology annotation, cellular component: heterochromatin. The record is from RefSeq and is a predicted model, not a curated record. The transcript has 5 exons. Lineage: Eukaryota; Metazoa; Chordata; Mammalia; Chiroptera; Phyllostomidae. Gene Ontology annotation, biological process: rDNA heterochromatin formation. Gene Ontology annotation, molecular function: DNA binding. The coding region runs from base 378 to 2864 and encodes 828 amino acids.
GGUUCCAAUGCGGCGGGGGCUCCUGUGUCCUUGUGCGGAAAUGACACACGGAGUCCCGUCACGUCACGCGAGAGCGCAGCGCACGGACACACACAAAGAGAGGGGAAAAUACACGGCGCCCGCCCGCCGCCCCCAGGAACUCCCCGGGCCGCCCCGGCCAGGCCGUCGCGCGAGUCCCCAGCUCCCCGGACCUGCGCUACCCCGCACCCCACGUGGCGCCCAAACUCGGCGCGGGCCCGCUCUGCAAAGUACAGAACUCGUGUCCCAGGUAGCUCCAUGGAGAUAAAAGGAGAUUUGGAUGCUCCAGCUGCUGUUGGAAUGAGAACUCCAAGGCUGAAGAACCUCAACGGAAGAUGGAGGAUUCUUGGGACUAGAAGAUGAACUCAACUGAAUUCAAUGAAGAUGUAGAAGAAGUUCUAAAAAAUAACACUGUGAAAGUGGAGACAGAGGCUGAAGAUGCUGCCCUGGACUGCUCAGUGAAUUCCAGGUCUUUGGAGAAGCACCCUCUGGACAGCGUCUUCACCGCCCUGCAGGACUCCAGCAAGCGGAAGCAGCCGGGCAGCGAGGGCCAGCCAGACCCUGUCUCCAGCGUGAAGAGGCGGCGGCUGAUUCCCGAGGCACUUCUAGCAGGCAUGAGGAACCGGGAAAACAGCUCGCCCUGCCAGGGCAAUGGGGAGCAGACUGGCAGGGGCAAGAACUUGGUUUCUGUGUGGCCGGGCGAGGAGGAGCCCUGCGGUGACCUGAGCGCCCCCUCCUACAAGAAGCCCCUGUACGGCAUCUCGCACAAGAUCAUGGAGAAGAAGAACCCUCCUGCAGGGGACAUGCUCAGCACAUAUGAGCUCUUGGAGAAGGCAAACCCCAGCAACAGCCCCUCGCCACUGCGGCUCCUGAACGAGACACAGAAGCGGGACAGUGUCGGUGCGGCUGCAGCCACCGACAGCGACCCCAACAUCUACUUUCUAAUCCAGAAGAUGUUCUACAUGCUCAACACACUGUCCUCCAACAUGUCGCAGCUGCACAGCAAGGUGGACCUGCUGUCCCUGGAGGUGAGCCGCAUUAAGAAACAGGUGAGUCCUACAGAGAUGGUGGCCAAGUUCCAGCCACCCCCUGAGUACCAGCUGACCGCCGCCGAACUCAAGCAGAUCGUGGACCAGAGCCUGUCGGGCGGCGACCUGGCCUGUCGCCUGCUGGUGCAGCUCUUCCCCGAGCUCUUUAGCGACGUGGACUUCUCCCGGGGCUGCAGUGCCUGCGGCUUUGCAGCCAAGAGGAAGCUGGAGUCGCUGCACCUGCAGCUCAUCCGCAACUAUGUGGAGGUCUACUACCCCUCGGUGAAGGACACGGCCGUGUGGCAGGCCGAGUGCCUGCCCCAGCUGAACGACUUCUUCAGCCGCUUCUGGGCCCAGCGGGAAAUGGAGGACAGCCAGCCGGGGAGCCAGGUCGCUGGCUUCUUCGAGGCUGAGCAGGUGGACCCCAGCCACUUCCUGGACAACAAAGACCAGGAGGAGGCCCUGUCCCUGGAUCGGAGCAGCACCAUAGCCUCCGACCAUGUGGUGGACACACAGGACCUCACCGAGUUCCUGGACGAAGCCUCGUCGCCAGGAGAGUUCGCGGUCUUCCUCCUGCACCGGCUCUUCCCCGAGCUCUUUGACCACCGGAAGCUGGGCGAGCAGUACAGCUGCUAUGGGGACGCCGGCAAGCAGGAGCUGGACCCGCAGAGGCUGCAGAUCAUCCGCAACUACACGGAGAUCUACUUCCCCGACAUGCAGGAGGAGGAGGCCUGGCUGCAUCAGUGUGCCCAGCGUAUCAACGAUGAGCUGGAGGGGCUGGGGCUGGACGGGGGCAGCGAGGGGGAUCCCCCUCGGGACGACUGCUACGACUCCUCCAGCCUGCCCGACGACAUCUCAGUGGUCAAAGUGGAGGACAGCUUCGAGGGUGAGCGGCCAGGCCGGCGGUCCAAGAAGAUCUGGCUGGUGCCCAUUGACUUUGACAAGCUGGAGAUCCCUCAGCCUGACUUCGAGGUGCCGGGUGCCGACUGCCUGCUCAGCAAGGAGCAGCUGCGCAGCAUCUAUGAGAGCAGCCUGUCCAUCGGCAACUUUGCCUCACGCCUGCUGGUGCACCUCUUCCCCGAACUCUUCACGCACGAGAACCUGCGCAAGCAGUACAACUGCAGCGGCUCCCUGGGCAAAAAGCAGCUGGACCCUUCCCGCAUCAAGCUCAUUCGCCAUUAUGUGCAGCUGCUCUACCCCCGGGCCAAGAACGACCGGGUCUGGACGCUGGAGUUUGUGGGCAAACUGGACGAGCGCUGCCGGCGCCGGGACACGGAGCAGAGGCGCUCCUACCAGCAGCAGCGCAAAGUCCACGUGCCAGGCCCCGAGUGCAGAGACCUGGCGAGCUAUGCAAUCAACCCCGAGAGGUUCCGAGAGGAAUUUGAAGGGCCCCCACUGCCCCCUGAGAGAAGCAGCAAGGACUUCUGCAAGAUCCCUCUGGACGAGCUGGUGGUCCCGUCGCCCGACUUCCCGGUGCCUUCCCCGUACCUGCUGUCGGACAAGGAGGUGCGCGAGAUCGUGCAGCAGAGCCUCUCGGUGGGCAACUUCGCUGCCCGGCUCCUCGUCAGGCUCUUCCCCGAACUCUUCACGGCCGAGAACCUCCGGCUGCAGUACAACCACUCUGGGGCCUGCAACAAGAAGCAGCUGGACCCCACACGGCUCCGGCUCAUCCGCCACUAUGUGGAGGCCGUGUACCCCGUGGAGAAGAUGGAAGAGGUGUGGCACUACGAAUGUAUCCCCAGCAUCGACGAACGGUGCCGCCGCCCCAACAGGAAAAAAUGUGACAUCCUGAAGAAAGCCAAGAAAGUGGAGAAGUGACGGGUAGCCAAGGGCCUGGGCCUUCUCGGGAGCAUGUGUAUGGUACCCACAGACUCGCACCUUACGUCGGUGGGAAGGGGCUCACUACUUUGCACAUGUACACACCCACCCCACUACAAGAAAGAAGCCUUACGUUUGGUGUCUCCCACUUCUGACUUUGGCCCUGAGUCCCCGGCGGUGCAGCCAGUGUGGGGGUGGCUGGGCUGGGAGAGCAGAGGCCUCAGGAGCAGGGGUUCUCUCGCCUUGGCUCUGUCCCCCCCUUCUUCUCGAUUUGAAAUGCAAAUUCAGCAACUCUCUUGUUCCUCUGCCCACAUUUUACAUCUUCCAUUUUUAUCAGUUCCUUUUGUAGCUGUUGUUGUUGUUGAAAGGAAAUCCCUUUUUAAAAGAUCAUUGGGCUCUUCUUUAAAAGGAAUCUUUUAAAUAUUCAAGGUGAACUACUGUUAGGUGGCUUCAGUUACUGGGAUUUCUUUUCAAGGUAGUUUCAGAUUUAUGGAAUUUUUAGAAUGGCCACAUUUGGGUGUGAUGGCUGAUAGUAACUUCAGGUGGUGCAGAGACCCACUCUACUGACCCUGCCUUUCACAUCCGGUUUCGGAAGAGCCGAGAUGCCCCUGGAUGGCAGUAGAUGGGGUGGAAUAGUGUGGUGUCCUCUCUGCCCUGGGGUGCUCCUUCCCUUCCGCCACAGCGCGAAGGUCAGGGCUUCCUCACGGCCUGGCCUGUUCGGCAUUGCCGGGUCAGUAGAAUGUGGGGCUCACUCUCUGUAGACAAGAACACUGGAUGAUGAUGAUGAUGAUGAUGAUGAUGAUGAUGAUAUGAAUGUAGAUAGACAUGGAAACAUGUUCACGGUGUCAUGUGAGCUGUGUCCUUCCACUUGCCUCUUUUUUUCUCCACAUGAGGAUGCUGGUUGGAGGGGUAGACACAUUUCCUUGGAGAACAGUGUGUGUGAAUAAUUGGCUUCUUGUUUGAUUUAAGGAUGGGUCUCUUUGGACUCGCCGAGAACUGUUUACUUUCUGUGUGUGUGUGUGUGUGUGCGCGCGCGCAGAACCGGGGUUCUGGGAGCUGUGUGUGUGUGUGUGUCCUUCCCCACAGUGCAGUGUCCGCUCCUCCGCUCAGUGUGUGUCCGUGGUCCUCAGGGUGGGCCCAGCCCCUCGGGCCUUCUCGGGGACGCCUGCUGUUGGGAGGACACGGUUGUCUGAGUGGGACACCCAUGUCCGUUCCCAGGGUCCACUCAGAGCUCUCCCCUCAGACCCCCUAGAAGAGCCUGCUGUCCUCCAUCCGGCUGGUCCCUUGGCCUUGGGGUGAGACAUUUCUUCUCACUGGUUGAGAAGGUCAAACUGCUUCAGGCUAGUGGUGUGUUCUCCAAGAGUUCUAACCAGGAAACUUCUCAAAUAGUUAAAGUCCUUAAAAACAAUACUUUUAUUUAUCAGACUUUGGGGGCCAAAUGCCUAGGAGGGAAGGGAAACAGUCUAACUCAAACUGAAUACAUCAUACCAGAAGCCCGAAAAAAUGAGUGAGUCACACAGGGUAGUCAUAAAACCUUUGUGGCUUAAUAUUUUGCUACCUUAAAAUGCAGAAAUAAUAGAAACAAUCUGUGAAUUGUCUUUAUGCAGCUGAUUAGGACUUCAGUUCUGCUGGCUGUAUGACAUAAUUUUGCCUGUACCGAGCAGGCUUUGUUUUUUUUUUUUUAAUAUAUAUGACAGGAUUCUGAGCAAUGUAAACUUGCUGGUGUAACUUAAGUAAAUUCGCUUUUAAAUGUCACUUACAGAUUAUUUCUGUUGCAACUGCAGGCCUCAAAUUUCUGAAAUUUAGAAAUGUGCAGGGAUUUAAUGACUCUCACCUACCCACACAUGCGCGCAUACUUUUCUUAUUAAAAAACUGAAGGGAGAUGAAGGGGACCUACAUAAAUACCAAGUUCAACCGCUUUGUGCCUGGAAAGAAGAAGGGACUGCAGCAGCCAGGAGGCUCACUCUCCCCCCAUCACCUGGGCCUUUCUCAAUGCCUUAGUUACCCACCCCCCCACACACACACACGUGCGUGCAUGCACGCUCACACACGCACACGCACGCUCUACCCAAAGAUGGCAGUGGCCCUCGCCCACCAGUCCUGCUGGUUGGAGGGUGUGCCGUGGAGUUUGUUCUGGUCUCGAGGAUGCAUCCAAGAGGAUUCCAAGCCAUGUGAAAUUGUUCUGCUUCCAGGGGGUGGAACGUGACCCGCAACUUCAGAAGCACAAUCAUUUAUUAAUAAUUUUUAUAAAAACCUUACCCACCCACAUUAAAGAAAUCAACAGGUUCUAGGUUCUAAGAAUGAAUGCUGUUUCUCCAUAACCUAGAGUAUGUUCUGUUUUUUGGAAGCUGCAUUUCCGUGGUUUCCUCAAUACCUUUCCUGCUUAGGGCUUCUUCUCCCCAAACCUUAGACUCCCUUUCAGUGCAGAGAGGUGGACGCACUCGGGGAGCUGUUUGCUGUCCCCCUGGAUGACCCCACAAGGGGAUGCACGCAGGUCCUGUCUCUUUCUGUAUGGCGUCCUCAGUCAGCCAUACAGGUAGGCUCAGGGGCAGUUUUUUACACAAAGCAAUAGAAGUACAAACUACUUUUUUCAAAAUUUCAUGUUUUCCAUAAAAUCUGUUGGUGAAUCCCUUCCCCCUCUCCAUCUAAAUUCUUUUGUUUUUACUUGUUUUUGGAUUUUUUGAGGGGGGGGGCCUCGUAUCUGGAGAACAAAAGGAUUAGCACACACACAUUCUGACGUUAAGUAGCAUGUCACCACAGGUGUUAGUGUCCCUCGUUUUCUGUGUUUGCAGGUUUUAAAAGAAUGUAUGAAGGGAGCCUCGAAUGUACCGAGUGUUCUAAUCCUGCUUCAGUUUGUUCUGGCGGUGUCGGCGCGACGGCAACCGUCUCACAGGGAGUACAGUUUCGUCUUGUGUCGUGGGGGAUCGUCUGCCCCUCCCAGUUGGUGUCGGCCCUGCGCCCUCUUUUCUUUAAGUUGGAGGGAGGGCUGUCCCAUCAACCAGCCAGUGGGAUCUCCGUAGUGAUAAGUGGAUUCGCUGUUUUAAAUGUUAAGAGUCACUGGCCCGACUGGACUACACAGUGUGGCCACUCGGAUUCCUAUAGAGGCGGCCUCUGUUUCCACCUCCUCCCCCAGAUGUCUGCCUCUUGCCCGACUGAGAGGGGGCUGUUUCAAGACCCCUGAUUGGGUCAUUGGGCUUUGCCGCUGCCCAUGUAGGUAGAUGAUGUGGAGUGGGGUGGGGGCCCAGGGGCUGCUGCCGCCCACUUGCCUUGCGUAGAUCCAGCCUUAAUGUUUUUUCUGACGUCCUAGUGAUAGCAGACCCUGCACAAAGUGGAUAUCAGAGUUAAUACUGUGAGGAGACAAAAUAAUGAGCAUAGUUUUACCAAAGAUAAUGAAAUACCACAUAAUGUCUGCAUUUUACCAUUGAUUUGAGUGCAUCCUUAGAAAACUGAAUGUAACAAAAACCCAGGACAUUUUUGGAAAUUGUAUGCUCUCUAGCAACUCUGUGUGAAUUUUUAUACAA